AUGUAGCGCCGGGGCUCUAAUGAGCUCGCAUAGCUGAUGCGCAUAUCUUGUCUACCAAUCAACAAAAAGCGUCAGUCCAGCAGGCAACCCUCCAACUAGUGGAGAGACUGAAUGAAUAUUAAUACGCAAGCCGCUCACUUUCAUACUCAUAAAGUUAGGGGGAUUAUCAAAGGGAGGACGCCUGUCAGCGAGCGACUCUGGACCACGAGAUUUUCAGCAUCGUAUUUGGGAUUUGGACUCCGUCGGGCAGGGAUUGGUGAUGUUGAAGCCAACGCAUCAUUGCGUGCUGUAGUAAGAAAGAGACGAGGGAGCUGCGUGGGACGUGCGGAAAAUGAAGACGUGCCUUGGCCAGUACUUCUACGACUUAUAUUUUCCCUUUUAAAAUGUCAAGGCUUCCUUCAGCACGGUGUGUCCGAUACCGGUCAAGCUGCUCAUUUGGAGGGAUGAAAAAUCCCAGCCUUUGCAGUCUAAAGGUCCGGUUGUAUAAAUUGUGACAACGGCUGUCAACACUGAAAUCAGAAAUCGAUAUUCAAGAAUGCGAGGGAAUAUUCUUAUACAAUCUUAACGACCCCCCACCCAUCCUUUUCUAAUUGGGAUUCUAGUUUUUGUUUUGUUUUUUUUUUCUUUCUUAUUUUAAGGUGAGUGGUUUAGUUACUUGCAUCUUCAGCCGGAGCAGUGCUGAUAGUGACAGAUUAUUAUUGUUGAGGGUUCAUGCGAGACUUUAGGUGAAAACAUGUCUAGCCACUUCUCUGUGAGGAUCACUGCUAUCAGAGAUGGCAUUUUGGUCCAGCACUUCAGCUUUUACCUCUAAAGUGCCUCGGAAGAUCCUGUUCAUGUUUACUCUCUCCCUCUCUGUUACUUACUUGUUUUAUAGCUUGAUGAGCUGUUACAACUCGUUGCAGUUCCCCUUGCAGGAAAACCAUGUGUACCAAGCAAGGGUGGUGACUGAAGAGACAACUUCCGUCGCGUUUAGAGAGAAACUUUAUUCCACCACUGCACAUGCUUAUAUCGAUGAAGAUCUAAUAUACAAGACCUCCACUGUGCAGACCGUUACCGGGUAUGUGGUGUCCACUAUUGACCAUUCAGAAGAUGCCGAAAGCAAGCGCAGAGAAACGGAGUGGGUCGGGACCCCGCUUGCUCAUACCGAAAUGAUCGCGGGGGGUCUGAACGCAGUUUCAGGAAGGGAGCACCAGGAGUCCAGCACCAUAGACGACGAUCUCAGCAGAAGGGUGAAUUGCACCCCGGAUUACGGAGUGAAAAAAUUGCCCCAAGCCAUCAUAAUAGGGGUGAAGAAAGGAGGCACGAGAGCUCUGCUGGAAGCCUUGAGGGUGCAUCCCGACGUCAGGGCGGUUGGUGUUGAGCCCCAUUUCUUUGAUAGGAACUACGAAAAAGGACUCGACUGGUACAGGGACCUGAUGCCAUCGACACUGGAGGGCCAGAUCACCAUGGAGAAGACACCCAGCUACUUUGUGACUAACAGUGCCCCCAAACGCAUCCAUUCUAUGGCAAAAGACACCAAACUCAUUAUCGUGGUCCGCAACCCUGUGACUAGAGCCAUAUCUGACUACACGCAGACUCUGUCCAAGAGACCAGAGAUCCCGACCUUUGAGGUCCUGGCUUUUAAGAACAGGACCCUGGGUCUGAUUGAUGCCUCAUGGAGUGCCCUGAGAAUUGGAAUAUAUGCACUGCACCUGGAAAGCUGGAUGCAGUAUUUUCCACUGUCCCAGAUACACUUCGUCAGUGGAGAGAGGCUUAUUGUUGAUCCAGGUGGGGAACUGGCCAAAGUGCAGGACUUUCUUGGACUGAAGCGCAUCGUGACAGAUAAACAUUUCUAUUUCAACAAAACCAAGGGAUUCCCAUGCUUGAAGAAACCAGAGGACAGCAGUGCACCACGGUGCCUCGGCAAGUCCAAGGGCAGAACUCAUCCCAAAAUAGACUCCGAUGUGAUAUACAGACUACACAAGUUUUACAAACCCUUUAAUAUGAUGUUUUAUCAAAUGACAGGGCAGAACUUUCAGUGGGAGCAAGAGGAGAGGCAGUGAGUGUUUCUCAGGCCAGCAAGACUUUCAGCACUGCCAACUGGCCCAUGAUUUCCCAUGAUGCAAAGAAUCUGACUAUCAUCCCUCACUACACAAACGGUCCAUGUCAAAAGCAAACCUGUAAUCUGCACUGUAGUUUCAGUGGCCAUAGUGGCAUCCAUAAUUGUAAAUAAUAUUUGUAAAUGAAAGAUUAUUUUAUAUUUCAUUUUCAAAAUAUUUAGGGGUACAAAAAUCGAGGCAAAAAUGUGCAACAGUUCAUGCUAAGUGUCCUUAAUAAGUGAUUUGCUUCUUGAACAUAAUGAAUUCCAAGAAAAGAACAACAUUGCUUUGUCAACUGUUCUUCUAUUAGAAAGGCAAUGAUGGGGUUAAAUGUGCAUUUCAUUUGAGGCAUGUCAUUUAAGACUGAAAUGUGUAAUUGCGUAUUUCAUAUUUGCACUGGUUAAGAAUACUCAGAGUGUCAUUUAAUGAUCAUACUAUCGCUUUUCAUUUACAGCGCAUUAUGUGGUAACUGUCUCUGAGUUCUGCACAACGUGAGACAAUCAAUAUUGGUGUAAUGUUUGUCAAUGGUGGCCCUGGCUUCGAUGCCUCUGCCUUGGCCGUGCGAGAUUGAUUCGGCUCACUGUGGCACCCCAUGUUUUGUUACUCAGGUGUGUCGAGUCAGUCUGCUGGUACUGCAAGGAAUCAGAUCAAUCCACAGAAGCUCUCGUUGCCCUUGAGAGCAUCUGAAUGCCAGAAACCCACCUUUUACAUCACAAGGCAGUGCUGUACAGUCAACCGUAAGACACAUAUGCUGUGGAAUUGUCUAAUGUAUUCUAUUUAGUAUUUCCAGAAAAUUUAUAUUUCUGUUUGUAAGCCUACCGCUGCAGUAAAGUUGCAUGCAGUACUGGAAGCAGA
Messenger RNA from Brienomyrus brachyistius, 2933 nucleotides. RefSeq names its product heparan sulfate glucosamine 3-O-sulfotransferase 4-like. The record is from RefSeq and is a predicted model, not a curated record. The transcript is spliced from 2 exons. The coding region runs from base 774 to 2042 and encodes 422 amino acids. Lineage: Eukaryota; Metazoa; Chordata; Actinopteri; Osteoglossiformes; Mormyridae. Gene Ontology annotation, molecular function: [heparan sulfate]-glucosamine 3-sulfotransferase activity.